AGCCAUAAAGAAAAGGAAGAAAGGAAACUCCAGUGACGCGACAUACAUGGAUUGACGUCGUGAUUCUUGAGGUUGGUUUUUGCUGUGUAAAGUAAAAUUUGAUAAUUUCUGUUAGUUGAGCGAAACGGCUUAUACGAUUUUUGAAAAUGUCAGCAACGGGAAACGACGAUCCAUAUGCUCACGCAGCGAAGAGCUCGUUAAAAUUAAAAGGCGAUCAGUCUGUCAGUAAAAAAAGGAAGCAUAAAAAGGAGAAAGAAAAAAAGUUGGUGGAGGUCUCGAAGAUCAUUGAAGAAGACAAAACUAAAACGGUGGAAAUUAAAAGGACGAAGGCUGAACUUGCCUUUCAACAGAUGCAAGAAAAAAUGCAAACGGAAAGAAUUAAACAGAAGGCUUCAAUGACGCACAAGCAGCGUGUUGAAGUGUUCAAUAGACAUCUUGACAGUCUAACAGAGCACUUUGACAUUCCUAAAGUCAGUUGGACGAAAUAAGGUUAUUCAUAAUUUAUCAGAUUCAAAUUUUUUUUAUUGAAGUAAUUUAUAAAAAAAAUUAUGAACACGAUAUCUCCACUCAAGGUAGAGGAGUACCAGUCAUAAAAAUAAUAAACAGGUUAGCAUCAUUUCAAUGAUAAAGUAACUGCCGUUUAUAAAUGUAUCAAAUAAUUCAUAAUCUAUAAUGUAUAUAAAUUCAUAUAAUAAAAUAAAGGAUGCUUAGUGUUUAACAUUGCACUAUAUUAUAAUCAUUA
Cephus cinctus (wheat stem sawfly) is the source of this 742-nucleotide messenger RNA. RefSeq names its product protein FAM32A. NCBI's taxonomy places the organism in Eukaryota, Metazoa, Arthropoda, Insecta, Hymenoptera, Cephidae. Bases 147 to 488 code for a protein of 113 amino acids. The record is from RefSeq and is a predicted model, not a curated record. The transcript is spliced from 3 exons. Gene Ontology annotation, cellular component: nucleolus.